CUUGGCGAAUUACCCCACACCUACCAUCUACUAGAAGUGAAGGAAGGCACGAACACAAACCCGCAUUCAACAUUUCAACGCAUCAUCUCGCACAGAACGCAAGCUACCUCUCUUCUUCACCGGAUUUUCAAGCCCCAUCACCUCCGGCCGGAAAGAUGGGGAUUUCGUGGAGUAAACGUCAGCAGCACCACCACCACCCCCCACCACCGUCUCUCUCGCAACAUCCGCAGCCACUACAACCUUCAUCUUCAUCAAAUCAUCCUCCGCCCCUUCUGCCGCCUCCGCCUGGACAACCUUGCUUUGCUUAUGGAACUAGCCCGCUCUAUCCUGCAACUUCCCAGAACCCUAAUUACGCCCUGGUCUCCGAUUCUUACGCGCCUCACUACCGGCACAAUCACACCAACAGGCCGAUGAUCCCUCAUAGCAAUUAUUACCCCCCUUAUUACCUACCACAAGUUCAUGGGUGGUCAGGGUUUCACCCCCCUCCCCCACCUUCGGUUCCCAUGCCGGCUGUGCCUUAUGUAGGUCACCAGAGCGCAAAGAAGAUCAAGAAUGACAUAAAUGUGCACAAAGAUACUAUAAAGCUGGAAGUUGAUAUGCUCAAUAAGGAUUAUCAUUUGGUGUCGUUUACUUUUGAUGCAUUGGUAGACGGAAGCAUUUCCAUCUUCUACUUUGCAAAGGAGGAGACCAACUGUUCAUACACUCCAGUGUAUGCAGAGAUAAAACCUGUGAGAAUAGCAUUCCAGAAAGGAUUGAGCCAAAAGUUUUGCCAGCCUUCGGGAACUGGCAUUGAUUUAGGCUUCUUUGACACAGAUGAUCUAUCAAAGCCACUUCCUGGGGAAAAUGCUUUCCCAAUUGUUAUAAUAGCAGAGUCAUGUCUACCUUCAACUUCAGUGGAGGAACAUCUUGAUGAGCAACAGGCCAAUAAACUUAGGCAUGCACAAAUCACAGAGGCUAUUGUAGAGAGGAACAAUGAGGACCACUUUCAAGUGAAAGUAAUCAAGCAAAUUUUAUGGGUUGAAGGGGUCCGGUAUGAGCUGCGUGAAAUUUAUGGAAUUGGCAAACCAGAUGAAGCAGCCAUAAAUGAUGACUCAGGAAAAGAAUGUGUCAUUUGCAUGACUGAACCAAGGGAUACAGCAGUUUUGCCUUGUAGACAUAUGUGUCUCUGCGGUGAAUGCGCAAAGGUUUUGAGGCUUCAAUCAAACAAGUGUCCGAUAUGUCGUCAACCCAUUGAAGAGCUUCUAGAGAUAAAGGUUAAUGAAGCAAGCUACUAAAUGCUUACACGUUCAUACUUUGGUGUAAAUACAACUGGAGAUCUUAAGAAUCAACACUUGUGCUCAAAAGCAAAAAGAAAUAAAGAGAAAACCACGAGCCUUUUCUAGGCUUAGCCAAGCCAAAGGGGUACGUUUCUUCUUUGACAUGUGGAAAGAGAUUACAUAUUUGGUUUGGAAGCCAUUUUUAGAAGUUUGAGUCGAAUAGCAAUGAUUCGAAGCACUUUUUUUCCCACUAUACUCAAAUUUAUAGUAAACAAAAUGCUACCCUUUGUUUCAUAGAUACAUAUAGAAUUUUGUAAAAAAAAAUGUAUUAAAUGGGAGUCCCAUGUACGGAUUGGAGUGAGAUGUUUCAAGAUUUGCCCUACAAUAUGGACUAAAUAGCCCAAAUUAGU
Messenger RNA from Cuscuta campestris, 1666 nucleotides. NCBI's taxonomy places the organism in Eukaryota, Viridiplantae, Streptophyta, Magnoliopsida, Solanales, Convolvulaceae. The record is from the annotation of a GenBank genome assembly.